ACAGGUGCAUCAGCAAAUCAUACUCCUCUUGUGUGGGUGAAGAGAAGUAAAGCUGGGAUUGCAUCUUUGUUGACACCUCCGCAGAUUUCAGCGUGAAGCAGGGAGAGAGAAACACAGACGUGCAGACAGAAUGAACUGAAAUAGGAGGAAAGAGGGAGAGAGAGAGAGAGAGAGAGGGAGAGAGACAGUGAGGGAGAAGAGUGAAAGAGAGACAGAAGAUAUAUUUGACUAUGUGGGUGUGUGAAGUAUCAAGGCAUGCAGCAUAAUUGUGGAUUCUUCUCCAGCCGGACGUAUCACUGCAGCAGCAGGACAUUAUAUUGGUCUCACAAACUGUGUUGUUGUGUACUUUAAAACAGCGGGAGCUGUGAGCGCAGAGAGAUCGUCACAAGAGACAUUUUCAGAGACAAAAUGGAAACUGUUUUCUUCCUGCUGCUUCAAGGUUUUCAUUAAGUGGGAUUAUUAAGAAGAAUACUUGAACUAGUUGAAGGGAUGCAGGCUGGGAAAUGAUGACGCCUCUUCACUGUCAGUAAUCAAGAUCUCAAGUCAAGAAUUUAUCUGAGAUGGCCGUCAGCCCUAUCAUCAUCUGCCUCCUGUCACUGAUUGGCUAUGGCUCAUCCCACCCGUCUCCUCCUCCUCGGGGAUGCAGUGUGGAUGUGGACCCACCCUACAGAGUGCUAUGUGACCUGGAGUCAGUUUGGGGUGUGGUUCUGGAGGCCGUGGCCUGCUGCGGUGGCCUCAGCUCUCUAGUCCUCGCUGUGCUCCUGCUAGUCAAGCUGCGCUCCAUUUCUGACCCUGCCAGGCGUUCCGGCAUGGGGCCUCUUCUCCUGCUCCUGGGCACGCUCCUUGGCCUUUUCUCCAUCUCAUUGGCUUUCCUGGUGGGGAAGAAUCAAGCGCUCUGUGUGGUCCGCAGGGCCUUCUGGGGUCCCCUUUUUGCCCUCUGCUUUUCCAGCUUGCUAGUGCAGGGUGUGAGGCUCAGGAGGCUGGUGGCUGGCAGUACGAGCCCAUCGGGCAGCACCCUGGCAGCACUCGGUCUGGCCCUGGCCCUGGUUCAGGGGAUCAUUUCUGCUGAAUGGGUCUUGCUAACUGUAGUUAGGGAGGGUCACCCGGCCUGCGAAUAUCCACCUUUAGACUUUGCUCUGACAUGCAGCUACACCCUGGGGCUGCUCCUCAUAGCCAUGGGCCUUUCUCUGGGGGUGGUGCUGUGUGGAGGAGAGUUCGGGACAGAGGGAGCAGGUGGCAAUGAGGAAGAUAGAGAAGGAGAGAGUGAAAAACGGAGAUGGAAGUGUAACGCUGUGUGGCUCUUCCUGUCCAGUCUGGCGUCAGCAUUGCUAUGGGUGGCCUGGCUGGGCUUUUAUCUCUAUGGCAGCCAGGCUCUGAGGGGAAAGGGGAAAGGAGAAAGAUUAGGAGCAGGAAAGAAGGAUGUAAAGGUGUUGGAUGAGCCUGCACUGGCCGUGGCCCUGGUCAUUCAGGGCUGGAUCCUGCUGCUGUUCCAUGCUAUUCCAGAGGCGCACCUGUGUCUCCGGAAACCUCCACAAUCCAACACACAAGACUUCUUCGACACCACUCACACGUCCCCUCCUCCACAUUUUGGCGAUGAGCUGCCUGCACACACUCACCGACCCUUCCCAGAAAACCAGGCCUUUUCUGUGGAGGAACACGGCGCAACUCUCCGAACUGGAACAUACCACAGCAGCCAUGGGACUGCCCGUCCCGGCAUUGCCUUCAGAGGACAUGUCUACCAACCCACUGAAAUGGCUCUGGUCAUGAAUGGUGGAACAAUGCCCACAGCCCCCAUUAACUACACUGGGCGACGGUUAUGGUGAUAUGGGACAAGACUCGAAGAGGAUAUACUGGUGUGGGAUAGUAGAAUUUUUCUGUUGCGUAUGAAAAAGACAUCACAUGUCACACAGUAUGGAUUUAAAGGGAGAUAAAUAUGUUAAAUGUAUUUGUGUUUCUGCACACCAUAAUAGUAUUUUUGCUGAAGUUCGACAGACUGGACAUGAAAUCACAAGAAAGUAAAAGUGACAGCUUCCACAGUUUACGAUAUUUUGCUGAGGACAUUUUCAAGUGCAUUAUUUGAGAGCACAUAUAGUCUUCAGUGUAAUAUGUAAAUACACUGAUGAGGGGUGUAUAAGGGAGGUUAAAGUUAUUAUAUAGAGUAUAAGGUGAAUAUCAAAAACUUGAGUUCAACGUGGUAUUGAAUGGGAGUUACUGAAAGAGCGGCUGUUCGGUCAUGAGAAAGAAAAGAUGAGGACGAUCUGAAUGUAGUGAAGUAAACAUUUUGCCUGAGCAGCUGUAAACAAAUGCUGUUACUUACUUACUGAUGCCAUCAGUGAUUUUUGCUUCAUAAAAACAACACUUUCAUUUUGGCGUCAAACUACAACUCAGAAACAAAAAACAAAAAAAACAACCUUUAGGAUGUUUAUGUAAAUUACUUGCAUACACCCACAUAGCUUGCUUGGCCUCUGUGUUACCAUGCUGGAAAAACCCAAAGGACUCAUUGUGUUUUUCUCUCCACAUCUUCACACACAGACAGUUUGGCACAUUUUACCAUGUGUAUUGAAAAAUGUCAUGCAUUCCUUGGAGCUUGUGCAGAGUUCUGGAGGAUCAUAUGGUGAUUUAAAAGGAUAAAGAUAAGUCUACCGCUCUUGGAUGAAUACUUUUAAUAAGCAUAUCAUAAAAAGCCAUUUAAUAUACUGCAAUACAGUAUACAAAAUAUUGUAAUACAAUAUAGUAUAUAGGGUUUACUGUUGGAGGUUGUAAUUUUGCACUUUAUCAGCGCUGAUCAUGUCUGGGCAUUGUGAUAUUUGAGAUAUUUGAGAUGCAUGUGAAAGCACAGUUUAAAGGUAAUGUAUUUUGUCAAGAUGAAUGUAUUUUAAAUGUUUUCUAGACUUUUGAUAUAUGUAUUGAAGAGAAAUACCAGUUUUAGUGUUGAAUUUUAAAGCAAAUCCUUGACAGUGGAAACAGAAAUCGACAAAUCAAUCUCAAGUGCACAGAAACUGGGUUGUCAACCAGUUUUGGUGUGUUUUCACUCAUGUUUUCCCAAGUCUACUUUGGAUUCAAUAAGGAUAUUGAUCAUUAUAUACAUUUUGCUUGAGAUUUAUGGCAACAUCUAAUUAUUUUCUGGUAUUCAAAUCCCACUGAAUAUUGAGAGUAUUGAGUCAUCCAUCACUGUGACUAUAACUGGAACAGAUUCAAAUGCAUAUAUAUUAUUUAUAUUAGUGGCUGAGUGCAGACAGAUUUCUAGUUGAUUCACAUGCACUGGCAAUUGAACUCUGAGGCAAACCGACAAAAUCUGACUUGAGUGUUACAGUUUCCAUCUUCUCAGCUAGGACAGUUUAUCCUGUUUAAACACAACUCAAAGAACAGUCUCCAUGUUCAUGUUUGACCAUUUCCUCUUCCUAUAAAACUAAACUAAGUUACAACAACUUUGCUUUUGUGUACAGGUGUGUGCUCUGAUAUUGUACAAUGAAAAUAUUCUAACAUGAUUUUUAUGUAUUAUCCCUAUAUAAUGGAGUUUUAACCAUGUAAAUAAUCCAAAUGUGAAAAACUAAUGGUAUUUUCCUUUUUAAAUGCUCUUAUGAUGAUAGCACUGUCACUGUUUUAUGGCAGCGUAACAUGAAUGUCUGUAACGUGAUUUGCACAAAGUGGCUAAUACAUCAGUGCACAUUUUCUGUUAA
Larimichthys crocea (large yellow croaker) is the source of this 3680-nucleotide messenger RNA. It is a transcript of the gene gprc5bb, whose product is annotated as G protein-coupled receptor, class C, group 5, member Bb. Lineage: Eukaryota; Metazoa; Chordata; Actinopteri; Sciaenidae. The transcript has 4 exons. Gene Ontology annotation, cellular component: intracellular membrane-bounded organelle; signaling receptor complex; extracellular exosome. Bases 561 to 1823 code for a protein of 420 amino acids. Gene Ontology annotation, molecular function: G protein-coupled receptor activity; protein kinase activator activity; protein kinase binding. Gene Ontology annotation, biological process: G protein-coupled receptor signaling pathway. The record is from RefSeq and is a predicted model, not a curated record.